AUUUGAUCAUGAUUAGAAUCAUCAAUAUCGGAGUUAAGAAUAACUUGUCAUUCCUUAAUCAUAAAAAUUGUCCAGGAAUCUAAUCUAAUCAAAAGCAAAUUUUAUUGGUAAUCAGUGUUUAUAACCCUAAAGUGGAGAUAUAGCAUUUAAAUUUGGAAAAAGUUGUAAUAAGAUCUAUCUAAUAUUUUGAAAUAAUACAAUCCGAUAGAUGCAUUAACGCAUAAUGAU
This is a messenger RNA of Paramecium octaurelia, 228 nucleotides long. The record is from the annotation of a GenBank genome assembly. Lineage: Eukaryota; Ciliophora; Oligohymenophorea; Peniculida; Parameciidae.